AUGGGCAAGCGUCACAACAGGAAACGAACCCGAAGCCGUCCCCGGAAUCGCAAUAACAACAACAACAACAACAACAACAACAACCUCAAUAAUCAACAUGUCAACUCGCUGAAUAUUAAUACAACAAGCCCAAUUCCCCUCCACACCAGGAGCGAGUCCGUCAGCACUGCCUCUUCGACUCUCUCGCCAACCAGCUCCUGCUUCCAGCCACUGGGCUGCCCGCUGGCCAACGUGCCUGCGAACCACUGGCACCAGACGUACACGGCGUGGCAGACGCGCCUGCGCCUCCAGCGCGAGCAGGAGCAAGAGUUGGAGACGCAGCGACUGCGCAUCUUUGGAGGGCUGCCCGAGGACGAGCGGUGCCUCAUGGAGCCCAUGCUCAAGGUGGUGACGGAUCUCUUUGACGGCUUCUACGACUACGAGGACCCUUGA
Messenger RNA from Exserohilum turcica Et28A, 432 nucleotides. RefSeq lists its product as uncharacterized. NCBI's taxonomy places the organism in Eukaryota, Fungi, Ascomycota, Dothideomycetes, Pleosporales, Pleosporaceae. The record is from RefSeq and is a predicted model, not a curated record. The transcript has a single exon. The coding region runs from base 1 to 432 and encodes 143 amino acids.